This is a messenger RNA of Ectocarpus sp. CCAP 1310/34, 1954 nucleotides long. The record is from the annotation of a GenBank genome assembly. NCBI's taxonomy places the organism in Eukaryota, Phaeophyceae, Ectocarpales, Ectocarpaceae.
CACCCAAUCUCCCACCUCUCCCCCUCCUAAAAUCUCCUACUCUCCACAGCCAUGAAGACUUUCGCUUUCGCGUGCGCUGUGGCGGCCUGUGCUGGUGGAGCGGAUGCGUUCGUAGGAUCAGUGCGACCGGCGUCUUCGUCGAUGCGGCGUGCGGGGCCGAGCAGCAGCGUCCGCAUGGCGGCAGACGUGACGGUGCCUGACCUCCUAAAACAGACCGAGAAGCUGAAGCUCCUGUCGACGGCAUCGAAGCUGGGGCUUCUCUCCAAACUGGAGGCAGCGGGGCUUACGCUCAAGGACGUUGAGAAGCUUCUCCCCCUGGUGGACGAGAACGACCUGAUCGGUCUCGCCAAGGGCUUUGGCCCGGACCUCCUCAAGGUCGCACCGGCGGCGCUCGCCGCCGCGCCCGCCGCCCUCCCACUGCUCGCUGGCGCCCUCGGCGUGCCCGGCGAGUCGCUCUACCUUGCCGGUCUGGCUUCCUUCGCCGCAGGUGCGGGCUUGGUGACGGUCCUCCCGGACGACUCGGUGUCGAGCAUCGCCAUCGAAACCUUCGUGGCCUUCCCGCUCCUCUUCGUUCUUCCCGCCGUUUGCGGUGUCGCGGGCUUCGCUUUGACUAGCCUCAAGAACGGAAAACUGGUGGACCUCAUCACGUCGACCGCGUCGCCCAAGCCGGCGGCAGCAUCCCCGGUUGCUUCCUCCCCCGCGCCCGUGGCCAUGAAGGCCUCCAAGCCGUCCGCCCCCGCCGCCGCCCCCAAGUCGUCCGGCGGCCGGCCUGCUGUAGGAGCACGGUCAGCCAAGGCCGCCCCUAAGGCCAAGGCGGCAGCGAAGGCCGCUCCCAAGAAGGCUGCCCCCAAGCCGCGCCCCGCGGCGCCCAAGCCGGCGGGGAACAUUGCCAACCUGCCCAAGGCCCUCUAAGGUUUGGAAGAUUCCGGUGGUGGAGGUCGGCAUCCCCAUCGCCUUGCCGCUCAGAUCAAGUCUACCACUUAUUGGCAGGGCGAGAUCCACCAUUUUUUCGGGGUGGUCCUUUCGGCGGCCAACUGUGAGGAGCGCGACGGAUAUAUUUUUGGAAGAAGGCAAGGGGUGGGGGAGGGGAAGAGGGUGCACCUGAACGGCGACUGGCGUUCACUGACGGCAAACGGGUGUUUUUGCCCGGCUGCGUCCAAUGUUCGGAGUUGAAGAUUUUGAGAACAGGGUUGGGGCGCGUAAGCACGCAUGUCCACAUCACUGCUACAUAAAGGAGACUGACUACGUAACCAAAACUUGACGUUUUAGAUCAUCACAGCAACUAAUUUUUGCGACGGAGGUGCUAGCAUACGGGGGGUUGGAGGAUGGAGUUUGUUUCAUGGAUAGACGUUUGAUCCCCGUAGCGGUCGCAGCUGAUGACACGCGAGGGGCUCGGCAUCCUGCCCAAGUUACUUUGAAUAUCGGCUCUCCUCUAUCCUAGUCUGUGCUGUCGGGUGCCCGUGUGUGUAGGCGGUGUUGUGCUCCCGGAGAAGUAGACAGCACACUUUGGAUUGAGGUAAAUCCAGUAGUGACUUGUCCUUUUGUCGGGCACGCCGCUGAUAUAGUCUUCCAGCGGCUACUUUAGGCAACGCAGUUGGCGAUCCUGCAAGGAACGCCCGCGUUUUCAUGGAUUUUUUUCAGCGGAUAGACUUGUUUUGGGUUCGGUUGGUUCGUAGUUGCUCUUCCAGCGGUCAUAGUAGUCCGGUGUAGUGAGCGUCACAAGCAGUGGAAGGCGACUUGGGGAUCACAAACGAAGUGGAGCGAUAUGGCUCAAUCGUCCCCGCGUCGAUGCCUGCGCGAAGAAGGCCAUGACGCGUGCAUUGUGUAGUGGCUGGAGGCGGCAAGCCUGUUUUUUGUCGAGGUAGAGAAAAGGAGACUUGGAGAAUGCAUCCAAUGAAAAUGAUCUUGCUUAGCGUGGAAUUCUUCACACGCACUCCUGAUACAAACUUGCCGA